Messenger RNA from Stegodyphus dumicola, 1031 nucleotides. RefSeq lists its product as uncharacterized. NCBI's taxonomy places the organism in Eukaryota, Metazoa, Arthropoda, Arachnida, Araneae, Eresidae. The record is from RefSeq and is a predicted model, not a curated record.
UAUAUUAACACAUACAGGAAAGAGGCCAUAUCAGUGUCAAAUAUGUAGGCAGAAAUUUCGACAGAAAAUUCAUUUGAAGGUUCAUGUAAUAAUGAAACAUCGUAAAAAUAUAUGAAAAUGGAUAUUAACAGGUAUGAGAAAUAUCAGAGCAGAUGAACAGUUUAUUUUUUAUGGAACUGAAAAAACAGCAAUGGGAAUCACCAUAUAUACUUGCAUGUUUUGUAAAUACACUACUAGAUAUCUAACUCAUGUCCGUCGUCAUAUGUUGAUUCAUACUGGACAAAGGCCAUUUAAAUGCAUAGUAUGUAAUAAAUCUUUUAGGCAAAAGGAGCAUUUGAAAAGUCAUAUUGUAAUGAAACAUAAUCUAAAUUUUUGUAUGAAAAGUUCAGAUCAAAUACAUUAUUGUGCAAUUUGUAAUUAUUAUUCCAAAAAUUUGCAUCAUGUCCGCCGUCAUAUACUAACUCACACUGGAGAAAGGCCAUAUCAGUGUAAAGUCUGUGGUCACAAGUUUCGGCAAAAAGUACAUUUGAAGGGACAUAUGAUCAUGAAACAUUCUUCGCACCUUUCACAAGUUUAAUUUUUUGAGAUUUCUGAAAUAGAAGUAUAUAUUAUGAAAUAAUUUUUUAAUGACUAAACUGAUUUCUAAUAUUUUCUUGUUUUCGAUAUCCAGUUGAUUUGUGAAAAAUAUGUGCAUAUUUUUUUUUUUAUUUUGGCAGACUAAUUAUUAAACAUUUUUUGCAUAUUGUAGUUGUGCACCAAUAUUACCAUAUUUUAUUUUAAAAGUAUUGUGUCUGCGAACGUUAACCAAAACUUAAGGAUAUUCUUUUUGAUUAUCUUAAUUUCAAUCAUAAUUUUGUAAUUUUUAUUUAUAGGUAUGAUACUUUCUAAUGGUUAUUCUUGAGUCAUGGUACAUUUGUGCAUGUGGUACUAUCUAAUGGUGACUUUUAUAUUUAGAUACGUAAUUCACACUGCUUUUUAUUUUUUAAUAUUGCCUUAUAGAUCAACAUCAAUAAAAUGCAUUUAUUAGGGCU